This is a messenger RNA of Pyricularia grisea, 1275 nucleotides long. RefSeq lists its product as uncharacterized. The coding region runs from base 149 to 847 and encodes 232 amino acids. NCBI's taxonomy places the organism in Eukaryota, Fungi, Ascomycota, Sordariomycetes, Magnaporthales, Pyriculariaceae. Gene Ontology annotation, molecular function: transmembrane protein transporter activity. Gene Ontology annotation, biological process: protein import into mitochondrial matrix. The transcript has 2 exons. Gene Ontology annotation, cellular component: TIM23 mitochondrial import inner membrane translocase complex; mitochondrial inner membrane. The record is from RefSeq and is a predicted model, not a curated record.
CCUAGCUCCUGCAUUUUUUUUAUCUUUAGCUUCUACAAUAUUCUCUUUCCGCGGCACCGGCAUCCCGCAACCCCCCCAAAAAAAAACUGACCUCGUUUUCUUUUGUUUUAUUUGUAUCCUGUCAUCUUUUUAAUAAAAACAAAUCAAAAUGGCGUCCUUUUGGAACUCAAUAACAGGGAACAAGCCCGACCCCAAACCCUCCUCGGAAACCCCUUCACAGCAACAAACCUCGGCGCCAGCCUCGACCCAGAACCCAUUAUUCGACUCAUCACAACCUCAAGGCGUCGAUGCGUUCCUCGGUAGCUCCGCCUUCACCGACCCUUCAGCCCUGCACCCGCUAGCCGGCCUCAACAAGGAUGCGCUCGAGUACAUCACCCUCGAGGACUCGACCCUGUCCGACCUGCCCGGCUCGCAAUCCGUUAUACCCUCUCGAGGCUGGUCUGACGACCUCUGUUAUGGCACUGGAAUCACCUACCUGGCCGCGCUCGGUGUCGGUGGUGCCUGGGGUGCGCAAGAAGGACUGCGUAGGUCCGUCGGCCAGCCGCCCAAGUUGCGCCUCAACUCGGUCCUGAACGCCGUCACCAGGCGAGGGCCUUUCCUCGGAAACUCAGGUGGUGUUGUUGCUAUCGUUUACAACUUGGCCAAUUCGUACAUUGGCUACCUCCGGGGCAAGCACGACGCUGCCAACUCGAUCGUCGCUGGUACGCUGAGCGGCAUGCUUUUCAAGAGCACCAGGGGUCUGCGGCCCAUGAUGGUUUCCGGUGGUAUCGUCGGCUCUGUUGCAGGAGUGUGGGCUCUGGCACGGAAGACCUUUGAGAAGGGGUCUGAAGAGGAGAUUGCACACUAAAUAUGCCCGUUGUACUUGAAUUCAAGACACCACAGCGAGCAAUAGCCUUCGACUCGAUCUUACAAACUUUGGCACUCCAGGCCCAUGCACCUCCUGGUGUGCCUUGUACAACUUUUAUAUACCCACCCCAAUUCGAGGGUGUUGAUGACAUAUUAAUCCGGUUACCUGCUUCUUUCUUUACGUUGAAUACAGGACAUGACGGUUCUGGUGGCCCAGCGCUGGAUGACAGCAAAAGCCUUGUCGUCCGUUGCGUUGUUGGCUCAUUUUUAGACGGAGGGUGGCGUGAACUCGAAAACAAAAAGCUGGCGAUCUCUACUCCUCUCUGGCAACUGUACACUAGACUGGGGGGUUUGUAUGCAUAGAAAGCGCUCGGUCGAGCGUCGGGGCGAGGGGGGCGUUUGUCAUGUCAAUGAAAUGUGAUUGACUGA